CUGAACUCCCACCCUGCAACUUGCAGUAGAGCCUCUCUUAAUACAUCUCCAAUGAACUGAUUGACCAGCUUAACCAGUGCACCCAGCGUCCAUUGCUCCCAUUGCAUACCCCUCCCCCCGCAGUGUCAUUUCAAAAGCCAGAUAAAAGCCAAAUGAGGAGGCAGGGAAAAGAGUGUACAACGUAGCCGUUCUGAAAACCACCCUCCAUUUCAUACUGCAGCCGGGAGGUUACACCCAGGCAUCACAAUAGCUUCUCUCCUCACAGAAAAUUAACUGGUGCAGUUCCUGAGGUCCUGUGAAUUCAACUGACAAGACAGAUGGGGAAACUGAAGCUUCGAGCUUUUGACUAAUUUCCCAAGUCCACACAGGUGCCGAGAUAUUUUCUGACUACUUUCUUAGACUUGAGUACUGGGAGAAGCACUUGGCUUGGAGUUAUCCAAAAUACGGCGAGGACAGAGACAUUGCAGAUAUAUGUCCAUUCUUUCUCAUGAAGCACCAUCCUUAAUGACCUUUAGAAGACCUCCUGUACCAGACCUUUGCUUCUGAGACAAGCAAUUAACAGCCAUACAGAUUGCACAAGUGUUGACACUGUCUUCUGGGUGGAGCAUUAGAACAACUGGUGUAUUUCCUCAUUCUCCACUUUGCAAGGUCAUGGAAGAUCUAGAGGAAACAUUAUUUGAAGACUUUGAGAACUACUCCUAUUCCCUGGAAUAUUACUCCCCGGAGUCUGAUUUGGAGGAGAAGGCCCCCCUGGAAGCUGUCCACUGGAUUUCCCUGGUGUUAUACUGUUUGGUAUUUGUUCUGGGUAUUCCUGGAAAUGCCAUUGUCAUUUGGUUCACGGGUUUCAAGUGGAAGAAGACAGUUACCACUCUCUGGUUCCUAAAUCUAGCUGUUGCGGAUUUCAUUUUUCUCCUCUUCCUGCCCCUGCAUAUCUCCUAUGUGGCCAUGAAUUUCCACUGGUCCUUUGGCCUCUGGUUGUGCAAGGCCAAUUCCUUCAUUGCCCAGUUGAACAUGUUUGCCAGUGUUUUUUUCCUGAUGGUUAUCAGCCUGGACCGCUACAUCCAAUUGAUCCAUCCUGUCGUAUCUCAUCGGCACCGAAUCCUAAGGAGCUCCCGGAUAGUUAUUACACUUGUUUGGCUCUUGGCUUCUCUCCUGGGUGGUCCUGCCCUAUACUUCCGGGACACUCUGGAGUUCAAUAACCACACUGUUUGCUAUAACAAUUUCCACAAGCAUGAUCGUGACCUCGCAUUGAUGAGGCACCAUGUUCUUACCUGGGUGAAAUUUAUUUUUGGGUAUCUCUUCCCUUUACUAACAAUGAGCAUUUGCUAUUUGUGUCUCAUCUUCAAGGUGAAGAAGCGAAGCAUCCUGGUCUCCAGUAAGUAUUCUUGGACCAUCCUGGCUGUAGUCAUGGCCUUUUUGAUUUGUUGGACUCCUUAUCACCUGUUUAGCAUUUGGGAGCUCACCAUUCACCACAGUAGCUAUUUCAACCAGGUGCUGGAGGCCGGAAUCCCCCUCUCUACUGCCUUAGCAUUCCUCAAUAGUUGCUUGAACCCCAUCCUUUAUGUCCUAAUUAGUAAGAAGUUCCAGGCACGCUUUCAGGCCUCGGUUGCUGAGAUACUUAAGUACACAUUGUGGGAAGUCAGCUGUUCUGGCACAGUGAGUGAACAGCUCAGGAACUCUGAAACCAAGAACCCGUGUCUCCUGGAAACAGCCCAGUGAAUUACUACUUGUCCACAAAUCAGUGUAAGGCUCUCCUGUGUGGGUCUCCUGACAGAUGCUUUCAAAUUAUUGGUUCCAAAUUAUACAGAGCUGACCAUAUCUUUUUGUUGUUGUUUUUGGUCAGUUUUAUUGGCAUCACAUUUUUGUGUGGAUGUAAAAGUUAGGAAAGAUCUUCAUUUUUUUUCCCCCCGGCAACUUAAAUUGUGUCAUUCUUGCGAGUUACACCACAGUGGAUUAAUCACCGCUAUUGAGUCAAUAUCAUUUAUAUUUUAAAAAUUGUAAUAACUUUUUAAAGUCCUAAAUGUUUAUAUUAAAUAUAUGAUUCACUCCUUUCAAAAAAAAUGGUAAAAUAAGUUUGCUUAAGCUCACUUUAAUUUUGCACAAGUCACCUGUUAGACAAAGUCUAAAAUGCAACACGUGUACUUCAUUUCUUUAUUUCAUGUAAUCUUUGUAUAUAUAUUUACGAAUUAAACUAAUAGUUGCUUGUAGUAAUUUAAACCAUUGUUCCAGUUGAUUAUUAAUACUUAGUAAACUGCCCCCAAAUCCAGUUGCUUAAAACCAUUUAUCACUAUUAUAGCUCAUAAUUCGGAGAGUCAGGAAUUCCAGCAAGGCACAGAAGGGAGAGUCCUCUCUCUGCUUCACAAUAUCUAGAGUCUCAGUGGGCUGGGAUGACCCAAAGGGCUGAGGUUUCCAACAGCUGACGGCUGGCUGACCAGCUCCCUUUCCUUCCCUCCUUUCUUCUCCCUAGCCCACCCCUCCCCAUCCUUCUUCUCUCCUCUGUUCCCUUCCCCCGACUCCCCUCUUCUUUCUUCUCCUCCCUUCUUUUCUCCUUUCUUCAUAUAUCUGUUGCAACAUGUCAUCUUAGGGUAGCUAGACUUCUUAUAGGGCAAUUUAGGGCUCUAAGGGCCCAAGGUGGACAUUUCUAGUCCUCUUAAAAGCUAUGCACAACACUGACACAGUAUCACUUCUGUUGUGGUCUGUUGGUCAAAGCCAUCACAGGCCAGUUCAGAUUCAAGAGGAGGGGGCAUAGACCCUCCCUCUCGACGGGGAUAUGUUCUCGUCUUUAUUCCUUCAUGAUAUCAAGGGAAAUAUAAAAGUUUUUGGAAAAUUCUGGGUAUGUGCAAGUAUGUAUAAGAUCGCUAUAAAUAUAAACACUGACAUUCAGGUAGUAGUAGCAGAUAGGCCAGCCCAAUUGCAGAAUGAUUUCAGGAAAAGAAAGCAUGUAUGACAUAUUAAUAUAUUUCCACCUUUUAUUCCUAUAACUAUAUAUAGACACCAGAAUAAGGCCAAAUAAAACCUACCUUUAAGUCAAGGCAAAUCUGUUGCAUUUUAGACUGUAAUAAUAUUUUGACCUCUAUUCAUUUAUCCCUUUAGCAAAUUGAUGAGUAUCUAAGAGGCAUUCCGAAUCAUGGUAGAUAGCUACUGUGAGGGAUACCAAGAUGCAUCCCUCUACUUACAGUUUAGAAAACGAGGUUAAACUUGCAUCGAAACAAUCCUAAAACAAAGUAGACAGUAAUAAGUGCCGUAAGAGGCAAGAGAAGUGUC
This is a messenger RNA of Rhinolophus ferrumequinum (greater horseshoe bat), 3264 nucleotides long. RefSeq names its product chemerin chemokine-like receptor 2 (gene CMKLR2). Gene Ontology annotation, cellular component: plasma membrane. Gene Ontology annotation, biological process: complement receptor mediated signaling pathway; inflammatory response; phospholipase C-activating G protein-coupled receptor signaling pathway. Gene Ontology annotation, molecular function: G protein-coupled receptor activity; complement receptor activity. Bases 652 to 1719 code for a protein of 355 amino acids. The transcript has 7 exons. NCBI's taxonomy places the organism in Eukaryota, Metazoa, Chordata, Mammalia, Chiroptera, Rhinolophidae. The record is from RefSeq and is a predicted model, not a curated record.